UCCCAUUUCCUGAACUUCAUCCACCACAACAUCCUCACCAUGUCCGUCCCCGCCUUCACCACCGCCCUCUCGGCCGCCCAGUCCAAGGCCCAGUACACCCCCGCCGUGCAGGCCGCCGCCGACAAGGUCAACGCCGACGCCUUCUCCGCCGCCGUCGAGAUCGUCCUGGCCGGCGACGACAGCGCCUCCGUCGAGGGCGAGCAGGCCGCCGCCCUGCAGAGCGCCUUCGAGUUCGCCACCCUGCUCGUCAAGCAGCUGGCGUCCGAGCCGGGGCAGACCGAGAUGUUGACUCUUUACAAGUACUUCAAGCGCUCGAGAAACGAGGAGCCUGCCCAGCCUUCGUUCUACCAGUUGGAGUCCAAGUACAAGUACAACGCCUGGAAGGAGAUCAGCCACAUCAGCCAGCAGCGCGCUCAGGCCAACUACAUCAAGGAGGUCAACGCCCUCAUCGAGAAGUACGGUACCCAGUAGAGGAACGAAGCGUGACUGAACAUACUACUUGUUGGUUGUGGGAACUCUGGGACUUCUUGCUAUCUGCUUUGGGUUCUCCUCUUUUUUUUUUUUUUUUUCUU
Messenger RNA from Aspergillus uvarum CBS 121591, 572 nucleotides. Its product is annotated as acyl-CoA binding protein. Bases 40 to 471 code for a protein of 143 amino acids. The transcript has 3 exons. NCBI's taxonomy places the organism in Eukaryota, Fungi, Ascomycota, Eurotiomycetes, Eurotiales, Aspergillaceae. Gene Ontology annotation, molecular function: fatty-acyl-CoA binding. The record is from RefSeq and is a predicted model, not a curated record.